Messenger RNA from Closterium sp. NIES-65, 465 nucleotides. Lineage: Eukaryota; Viridiplantae; Streptophyta; Zygnematophyceae; Desmidiales; Closteriaceae. The record is from the annotation of a GenBank genome assembly.
AUGGCGAGUCAGAAAACAGUGACGACGGUGAUCCGGCUGGUGAUCAACGCGGGCCAGGCGAAGCCCGCGCCGCCCGUGGGGCCGGCACUGGGGCAGCACGGGCUGAACCUCAUGGCGUUCUGUAAAGACUUCAACGCGCGCACGCAACACAUCAAACCAGACGUCCCCGUUCCCGCGCUGAUUACUGCAUACUCGGAUCGCUCGUUUGAUUUCAUUAUCAAGUCGCCGCCCACGUCCUACUUCCUGAAGCGGGCGGCGGGGCUGUCUCUGGGCGGAGGGGAGGCGGGGCAUAAAAUGGUCGGCGAGGUGUCCUUAAAGCACGUGUAUGAGAUCGCCAAGAUCAAGCAGCAGGACCCCGGGUGCAGCUACAUUCCUCUCGAAUCCAUCUGUCGAUCAAUUAUAGGAACAGCUAGGUCCAUGGGCAUCCAGGUGAAGAAAUCUCUUGAAGUCCCCAGCAGUACCUAA